Messenger RNA from Nematolebias whitei (Rio pearlfish), 2561 nucleotides. Its product is annotated as KH homology domain-containing protein 4. The record is from RefSeq and is a predicted model, not a curated record. Bases 100 to 1836 code for a protein of 578 amino acids. Gene Ontology annotation, cellular component: nucleus. Gene Ontology annotation, molecular function: RNA binding. NCBI's taxonomy places the organism in Eukaryota, Metazoa, Chordata, Actinopteri, Cyprinodontiformes, Rivulidae. The transcript has 14 exons.
CAGACGCUGCGACAACAUCAUAGGAAACCAUCCUAACGGAUGGCUGCCGUCGUUCUUACACUCUGAAAUUUGUCUUUUUUUACUUGGUGGAAGAGUGCUAUGUCUUCAGGAAUGACGGGACAAACGCGCUGCCUAACGAGUCGUUGGGAUAAGCCAGCCCAGUCUAAAGAGAGUGUAGAUGUGCAGCAGCAGAGGAGUGUUGGAAAUGCAGCUCUCCCUGUUUCCAUACCAGGAGUCUGUGGCUCUUCUGGACCGACCAGCACCGUCUCGCAGUCACCGGAAACAGGAGAAAAGCCGGCGCAGGGAGGAGUCGAGCUGGCAGCAGCCAUGGCUGCUAAAAUAAAUGCCAUGUUAAUGGCAAAAGGAAAGCUUUUGACCCCUCCGCCAUUGCCUGCAAAGAUGCCCACAAGUGUCCCUGUACCAGCUGCUGUAGAGGAAAUGGUGGUGACAGAAGUCGACAUAAAUGAUGUGCCGUUAAAUAGCAGAGACCUUCUUACCAAAGGCAAAACGCAAGAGGAGAUCAGAUUGUUCAGUGGAGCUGUGGUCUCGACUAAAGGUCAUUACAUGACAGACGUUGAAAAGGGAAUAAUAGGAGGGCAGAGACCGUUGUAUCUGCACGUUCAGGGAAAAACUCAGGAGCAUGUCAACAAGGCUGUGUUGAGGAUAAAGGAGAUCAUUUCUGAAGAUGUGUUGAGAGCCUCGGCAGAAUCAGGACAGCAGGUUCCAGUGAUCCCCCCGCUCACCCUUUACCCUCAGCCUCCUCGGCCAGUUAUCACCUCUCCUGUGCCACGAAUGCCCAACACGAACUCUCUGCCGGGUCUAGGACACCGACCAGCAGCUCCUCACACAGGGAGUUUUGUGCACACAAAGAUCUUUGUGGGUUUGGACCAAGCAUUGCCUUCAUUCAACGUAAAGGAAAAGGUUGAAGGUCCAUCAGGGACGUACCUGACUCACAUCCAGACUGAGACGGGGGCUCGGAUCUUCCUCAGGGGGAAAGGAUCUGGUUACAUAGAACAAGCAUCCAAACGCGAGUCUUUUGAGCCUCUUUACAUCUACAUCAGUCACCCAAACACAGCUGGUCUGGAGUCUGCAAAGAAACUUACAGAGAGCCUGCUGGAAACUGUGAGAGCUGAACACGCCCAGAUGGUGUCGAUGUACACUGCCACAGGCUCGACACAACCUCACGGAUAUCCAUCCAACAGCAGCUACGCUAACCAGGCGUCCUGGUAUAACUACCCAGCCAACGGGUAUGUUGGCGGCUACGCUGCAUAUCCUGGAGCCACUGGUUAUUGGAGUAAUCCUGAUGGUUCCCCGAGUAACGUAUCCACCAACCCACCAUCUUCUCAGACCAUGGUCCAGUAUCCGGUGUGUCCCAGGAAACCACAUCCAUACCUUGUCCAGGACCCAGGCAGCAGUGAGACGGUGGAGCCUGAAGGGUCUUUGAGCCCCGCAGCUGACACAGGAAGUCCCAAACGUCAUGUUCAGACGGGGGCAGCGGACGAGCAGCUUGGCAGCUGCUCUCCAGAGGGUCCUGUUCACCCGGAGUCCACGCUCCCUUCCUCCAGUGUUGAAGAGAAAGCAGAGAGAGUUCUGAUGCCUCCACCUCCGCCUCCCUUUGUGGCUCCGGCUCCUGUGACGCGCAAGAGGCCGAUGGAUGCUGCGACAGAGGAUCCGCCGGGCCUGCAGAACGCCGCCGUGUCAUUGGAUGUUGAAGAAGACGUGUGCGUGAAAAGGAUCAAGGUGAACCUGGACACUUCGGGGCUCGUGCCCUACGACGGAGACUCCUCAGACGAGGAGGAUGAGAGGACUCACAGCAGUAAGACAGAAAACUCAUGACCUCAGCUGGCCCCCAUUGUCCCGAAAUACUCAGUCACUUAAAGUCCGAUGUGUCAACAUCAGGCCCAAACUGUCCAGAAAAGGAAAAGUCUACCCUUUAAACACUGUGCACAAAAUACAGCAACUUAAAGUCACCUCUCACUGCGCUGCGGCUGUUGGAGACGUUCAGGUGUCUCAAAACGGCAACAAAUUUUCUGUUGUGGUCUCACCGAAUUCUGGAUGUUAGCCAGAGAGUCUCUGCUGCUCACGCACGGAAACAGACACAAACGCUUUGAGACAUUCUGGAGUCUUCCUCGCAGAUUCUGUUCACCAACCAGUCGCAGUCCAGUGACAGACAUGCUUCAACAAAACGAGGUUCUGUUCGCUCUUAUGUACUUUAGUUUGAAUCAGUCAGAACCUCUUGACCACAUCGAACUGACACGUGGAACCUGUUGGUUUAGUGAGUUGAAGGUGAGCGGAUUUAAACUCCCGCCUCUUCGUGUAGAUGUAGAAAUGUUUGUUCAUCUGUCUGUAAUCAGCCAGUCUUAGUUAUUUUUUAUUUAUGUUUUAAUUUCCCCAUCUUUGUUCUAUUGGUUAGUUUUUCUUCCACCUUUCAUCCAAAUUUAAAUUAUGUCCUUAAAAAAAGGUAAAAUUAAACCUCAUCACUUCAGAACAGUCCAUAUUUAUCAACUACUUUAAAGUCGGGGAGUACAGAGGGUGGACUUUUCCCUUUAAGACGUGAAUAC